AAAUAUUUAUUGUGUAUUUCGUUGUUUCUCAACAAGGUGGCCAUGAGGGAAAGGCUGUCAGAACACUUGCAACUUUGGAGUUGAUACGAUAAUUUACAACACUGUACAUGAUGAAGAAGCAACCAAUUGCCUUUGGGAAUGAGGAUGGUGGAAUGGCGUUGGGUACAGUGCCUGCUCUUUACGUUCUCAUGAAACAGCCACAGAUCACUAGAAAAGCUGACCAAGGAGACUUAGUUUCAAAUCAAGAGGACAAUGGCCUUGCUAGCAGUAUAGAAGCACCAGUAAAAUCGAAAGUGAAGACCUGCCUUCCAGCAGAUUGUACCUCAGGAAGCAUUACUGUUACCUUGGACAACAACAAUAUGUGGAAUGAGUUCUACUAUCGCAGCACAGAAAUGAUUCUGACUAAGCAGGGAAGGCGGAUGUUUCCAUACUGUCGAUACUGGAUAACAGGCUUAGAUUCCAAGCUGAAGUAUAUAUUGGUCAUGGAUAUUUCUCCAGUUGACAAUUUAUGCUAUAAAUGGAAUAGCCAUAGUUGGGAGCCCAGUGGGAAAGCAGAACCCCAUGUGCUGGGAAGAGUAUUCAUUCACCCCGAAUCGCCUUCUACUGGUCGUUACUGGAUGCAGCAGCCGGUCUCUUUCUACAAACUCAAACUUACUAACAAUACCUUGGACCAGGAAGGGCAUAUCAUUCUGCACUCUAUGCACCGCUAUCUACCUCGGCUACACUUGGUGCUUGCUGACAGAGUCACAGAGGUUAUUCAGCUGAAUGGUCCUGAUGUCCAUACCUUCAUUUUUCCACAGACAGAGUUCUUUGCUGUGACUGCCUAUCAAAACAUACAAAUUACACAACUGAAAACAGACUACAACCCAUUUCUCAAAGGGUUCAAGAAAGCUGGUCUGAGCAGCAGACCUGAACAUAAGGCAAAGCAAAAUGAUUGCCCAGAGCAGGAAGGACGUAGAGUUGCUAACUUUAGAAGCAGUUAUAGGAGUCUCACUGAAGGUGAUGCUUCGGAUCUGAAGCAGAAAGGCCUAGAUGUUUCAUGUAAUGCUUGGAAGAUGUAUAAAUCUUCUUUGGAGAAAAAAACACGUACUCCAGACACAGAAUGUGAUGCGUCAAUAUUAAAGCAGGAUGUAUCUGAAUGUCCAACAACUUGUGAAAGUGAUUCCCGUGUGAAAUCACUGCUGAACUCAAAUGAUGAUAUCCGUAUAUCCAUUGAAGAUGAGACUGUAGAUGACUAUGCUUAUGGGCCAAGGGUACAUACAGAGAGGAUAGUCAUGAAGCAGGAAGACACUGAUAAAGCAAGAGAAAAAUAUUUCUGUAGAGAUAACAAGAAGAUUUCAGAGAAGCAGUUGGAGAAAAACUGUGAUGAAAUAGGAAGAAGAGAAGUGGACAUUGAAUCCCACAAGCAACCACAGAGUGUUGCCAAAGCCAAAACUUUAAAAUUGGGUAGUGGGACAGUGCCUGAUGCCUCCUUAAAGUGCUGUGGUACCACCAAGAAUAUGACCAUCUCUGCUCUUCAGGCUGUUUUGUCUUCUUAUAAGACAGAGAAGUCUUCCUUGGAUCAUUCAGUAAAUUCUUUGCCUGUCUGUUUUGAAAAUAACAAACAAUCUAGCCCGCUUAAAGUUAUGGAAGCAAAACAUAAAGAACUUCAUUUCAGAAGCAAUAACACAGAGAAAUGCUAUUUAGGCAAAGAUGUGCCAUGGAUAAAUACUGAAACAUACAGCAGCCAUACGGUAACGAAAAAAGCAGUGAGUUUCAACCUCUUGCCCCCUACAUCAACCAAAUUUAUUCAUGGAGGAAAAGAGAGAAAUGUAGUCAAGAAGGCUAUGUUGGGAAGGGGUGUUGAUAAGAAAGCAGGUGAUGCGGUGUCGGCGCCAGUUAGAAGAGGAAGACCACGUAAAGUGAAGUUCUCAGAGGUUGAACCAUCCCUGAAAUUCACAGCAAAGUCUGCCAUGACAAGCAAUGUGGGACCAGAUUUUGCCAAGCCAGAGCUUGUGCUUGAUUAUGAGGAUAUAGAUGGAGUCCUCUUUGCAUCCUUUGCAUCAAAGGAAGUUCUUGAUAAACACAGAAUUGAUAAAAUUGGGGGAAGAGAAGGACUACAGAAUGGAGAAGCUUCCUUCCUGACUACAUACGAUUCAGACACUCAAAUAAACUUACAACUUCUAGAAACAAAGCUCUUAGAAGAUUUGAAGUCCUUCAGGCACAGACAAGUGAUACAUCCUAGUCUUCAAGAAGUGGGACUGAAGUUGGGUUCCGUGGACCCAACACUUAGCAUUGACCUGAAAUACGUGGGUGUGCAGCUUCCCCUGAGACCUUCAAAGGAUUAUGUAUUUGGGGAAAACCAAGUGACAGAUCUCAGUUGUCAAGAUACUGCCCUUUCCUUCAUUUCCAAGACUGGGAAAACCAAUGAUUUUAGAAAGAUAAAAGGCUGGCAAGGAAGACUUAACAACGCUUCUAAGCAGGAAGGUAGCAUUUUAGAGGACUCGCUGAAGAACCGAUCUGCCUUCUGCAGUGAUAAACUGGACAAAUAUUUGGAAAGGGAAGGGAAGCUAAUGGAAAGUGUGGGAUUCUCUUCAAGCUUGUUUAGUUAUCCCAUGGAUUGCCAGAUUCCAUCCAAAGGUACCAGCUGUGUUCAAGACCUCGAUAAAGUUCCAGAGAAGAAACCCAUCAUUGCUCCAUCCAGCACUUACACUUUCAAGCCUCUUUCUCUGCCUUCCUUUUUUAGAAGGAGAAGGAAAGCUAAGAAUAAACAAACAACUUUUCGAGGCAGGGUAAAAUCUUCCCAAAAGUUUACAAUGCCUUUACCUGUUCUGUCAAAGCAGGAGCAUGAUUUUUCUGCCUUGGAAAACAUCAGUAGAUCUAGAUCUUAUAGCCAAGUGGCUGACGAGGUACAUGUGCCAGAAUUAGAUGGAAACGUACAGGGAAAGCAAAUAACUGUGCAUCAAGCACAGCAACGAAAACAGAGUAGCUGUCCACUGCAUUUAUCUCAGAUGAAACUGAUGGAGCUGGAGGACUGUGCUUUGAGGGAUGGAAAGCCACAAACCUGUAUUACUGAAGAAUGGGCAGACCUUUCUCUGGAGACUUUGAUCAUCCCUCAGGUUCCGGUGGAGUUAAUGGAAUUGGAAGACCGUGCAUCGCAGAGUGGGAAGCCACGGACUUGCAUUACCAAAGAACGAGCAGACCUAUCUCUAGGUUCCCUACUUAGCCCUCAGGCUUCACUCAAAAGCAAGUCUAUCUGUAAGAUAAUCAACAGCCAAGAUCCAGCACACAGUGGCAUCUGCCACCUUGGGUGUUUCUGUGCUAGUUUAGCUUCUGGGACGUGCCAGCCUACACUUUCCUGCAAGACAGAUUGUACGUUUGAUUGUCUGAAGAAAAGGGUGGCCCUGUUAAAGGGAGUUUCUGUGAAUAAGAAAAGCUUGAAGAAAUAUUUGUGCGGAAUUAUUGAAUGCUGCAACGGACAAAGGGAUUGGAAACUGGAGCAUGUUAAUAAACAGAUGAGAAGCAAUGAUGAAUCAGUCUGUAGUGCGGAGCCAUACCAAGCUGUUAUGGAUUUCCCAUUGCGGAUGAAGGAAGAAGGGGACGUGUUUAUUCCUGACAGAAGUGAAAUUGCUGCAAAGACUGCUCCAGACGACGUGGAUGCAGGAGGAGAAUUAUUAAGUGGGGAACCUUUAUUGUAUCCUGACAUUCCAUCAGACGUGAUAUUGGCAGACCAUUCGUAUGUUUGCAGGAAGCCAAGUAAGACAGUUCAAGUGACUGUGAGAAUUGAGAAGCAGCAUGCGAGGUACCUUGAAGGUAUGUCAGAGGAGGCUGAAGAUGGUUUGCAAACUGAUGUUCCUGUGUGUGAUACAUUACAGAAAAGCCCCACACGUCAGGAAGAGGCUCCGCAUAUGACAUGUUCAAAUGGGGAGCAAACACACACUGCCCAAAUGCAAAGGCCCAUGACCGAUUCGGAAGGACCUAAACAGACACAGCCGGCGUGGCUUGGUAAACUGCAGCGGAUUGUAAGCAUGAACCAUGCAGAAAAGCAGCAGAAAAGGGCAAAAUUGCUUCAGAGUCAGCAGCAAAAUCAACAUGACUUUGAACUGCUAAGAAGGCACUGGAAAGAGAGGGGUGACUCCAUGCAAAUAGAAAAUGUCAAGGAAACAGAGAGAGGAGAGCUUGAGAUCAGCUGUAUAAGGGACCAGAAUUGCACACCAGGAAAGAAGUGUGUGGAUAGUGCCCAUGAAUAUCUUCCUAACAGUAGUGCUGAUGUUCAAGAGAACUGUAACAUUUCUUGCUAUAAAAAAGGUCUUUCUGGUUUACGGAGAGAGAAUCAAGCUUUUAAGGAUGACCUUGCUGAGCCCAACAGAACUUGGAGCAAAUCAUCCCAGAAUCCAUUUGCUAAAUGCUUAGGAAAAAAUGCAUCUAAAACCCACUGUUGGAAAAAUGGUCCUAUGUCAUUUGGUAUUACCAAGGAUGAUAUAGGAAAUGGUGAAAAAACAGAUGAUUCUGCAGAAGAAGAUAUUGAUGGGAGUUCUGACCACCAGAUGGAAAUGCUGGUAAAGAAUACCAAUUGGAAAGGAGAGUGCAGUUCUGUCAAGCUGGAAGAAAAAAUACCACAUUUGAAAAUGGUGGAGGCCAAAGAGUCAGAAAUCACAAUAUACAAUACCAAAUUAAAAGAAAAUAAGUUGCCAGCACAUCCUUCAGAGUUCCAUUCUGAAAGUAUCAUACGUGAGAGUAGUGCUACUACUUCAGAGAUGGCCAAAAAGAAUGCAGAAAUUGUAGAGCGAUUAUCCAGUGAUGCUGCCAUCUUCCAUCCUGAUACUGUGUCAUUAGACCACACCUAUAGCAUUACAGCAACGUACAAGAAGGAACAUCCUGAAGAAGCUCCAGGUGAUACUUCUCAAUCGAAUGGAAGGGACUCCAGUCAAGGUGACAGGAACAUGAACACUGAACCUGGAGAGUUUUCAAAGAAAAGUAUUAUUUCUCACCUGAAAACUACAGCAGCUCAUGCCCUACUUCCCAGACAGUUGCAUCUUGCUCAUGACUCUUCAAAUAAAGUGAUGGUAAAGUCCCCUAAACCGUCUGGACUCUGGAAAAGAGAACCAAAGAAUGGGACACAAAGCAUGACUUCUUAUCGCCCGAGACACACAGCAGAUGAACAGCGUCGGCGUAAGGAAAUGAAAGAACUCUUUGAAAAACUGCAGGGGGCCUUGGGAUUGCCCAGCACUCCCAGAAUGGCCAAGCGCAUCCUCCUCAAGCAGGCCACUGAAGAUAUCCAGAGGCUAAGAGAUCAGGCAGACCAAUUGACAAGCCGCAAGAAGUUCCUGUUGUGCAAGCGCAACACCCUGAUUCGUAAAGUGUCUGCACUCUCAGGCAAGACACAGGAAGCAAUAUUGAAGAAGCUAGAAUACAUUUUUACAAAGCAGAAGGCACUAGAAGAACAGGAGAACCAGAACCAGCAACAAAUGGUGGAAAUCAUUAAAACACCGAGAACUGCUAGUUCCACUGUGGAAAACAGCCCCUUUUCUCUUUCUAGAGAGAUGAAACCGGUAAUCCUGUCCGACAGGCAUACGAAACCAUUGAUAUGUUCCAAGAACAGAAGCAGUGCCAAAGAAAAUGAAGACUCCUUAAUGAUGCCAAGGAUAGUAAAUGUGGUGUCACUGGCUACCGAAGAAAAUACAAAUUUACUCCUGGAUUUAAAUAAGAAACCUUAUGUAACUCUGGAUACAGAUUCCCAGAAAUGCCUACCUUCCACGCAGAUAGUAUUGCAGGAAACAACUGAUUUUCAGUCUGAAGGAAAUGCGGAACCUUCUUCCAGAAAACAGAGGGAUGCUACUGGAACAGCUCAAGAUUUUCUUAGGGAAAAAGAAAACUCUUUCCCACAAAUAGUAAAUGUAUCCAGUAUGAAGGGAUCCCCAGAAUUAUUUGCAACAAAACUCUUAAUUGAAGAGUUAAGUGGAAAUCGAGUUAGGUUAAAAGAUAUAUACAAGGGAGGCAUGGGACAAAAGUCAAAGGAUUCUUCAUUUCAGAAGCUACAGAUUAAUGAAUCCAAGGACUCUGGGGUAGAAAUGGAACUGCAAAAAGUAGCCUCUGCAAUACCUGAACCAGCACUGGAUGCAGGUGACUUAAUGGACCUAAAGUAUGAUGGCAUUGAUGAAACUCUCAACUCACUUCUGAAUGAAAUUGUAUCCCUCAAUCAGCAGCUGAAUGAUGCAGCCCCAGACAGAUCAAAACUUCCCAACUCCCCAGGCACUGAGUUUUCUCUGGAAGGUAUGGGAAAAUGCACGGAAUCAGCUGCUGCAGCAGCAGGCUUUCACUUUCAGUUUGGCAAAUUGGGUGAGAGCUAUAAGGACCUCUGUUUUGUGCAAGAGAGUAGUGGUUCUGUAACUCCACUCCUGCUUCAGUUGGAAGACGAUGAUCUCACUGAUGGUGACAGGAACUUGAGAGAUCCUUCAUCUGAAUCAGGUGUUUUCGAUCUAAUGCCGGUCUCUGAAGUAAAGGACCCAAAUGGUAACAUUUCAACAACUAGUGGGAGAAGCUGGAAAAACAUACCAUGCAUGGCAAAAACUACAAAUGUGUCUCUUCCAGUUCUGCAGAUGAAAACUAAUAUGGAACCUGGCCACCUUGACACACAGUGGAAGCCCAUGCCCAAACUGGCACCCUUUGGACUAAAAAGUGCAAGCUUCCUAUUAGAUUCAGGAAGGCAAAACACCAGGGUGAUGCCUUUGUUGGCACCUGUUGGUGCAAAUGUGUCAUCUGUUGAUUUAAAAGCCACCCGUUCAGCAGUCAAGGACAGAUCUAUAAAGUAACACCUACAUUAGCAGCUUUAAUUUUAAACAUAUUGGCAGAUGCAUGCCCUAUUUUAUCAUAAAACGUCAACACAUAUAUGGAUUGAAGGUCAUAUGGUCCACUUUGAAUAGAGGGGUUUGUGUCUAAAUUUAUGAAGCUAGGUGAUCUUUGUGAAUGGGUUGAUUAAGGAUACACUAAAUUCCUAGUAAAAAACUUUGGGUGAGCCAAAAUUAACUAAUGAUAUAGCUUUAUAUCAUUAUAGAACUAUAUAAUUAUAAUUAGUUUUGUAAUAAAUCGGAAUGACUUUGUCACAUGUUCUCUUCGGGAAGUGGAACAAAAAUUUAACCUUUAGCUAUAAAUUAAAAAAAUAAUAAUCAGUGGGAGUGUCAUUCCCCUGUUCGCCCUCAGGCUACAAAUUUUAAUGUUCCUCUAAACUCUUUUCAUUUGCCAAUCCUCCCUCUCUUCUAUCAUUUUUUUAAUGUGUGCAACCUAGAGAGAGGUCUGACUAUAUCUAUUCUUCCCAAACCUCUUCCACAGUUUAAAUACUCAAAAGAAUGGUUAUGCUCUAAAAAGAAGCUUGUUUGUAGGCAUGCAUAAGUCCUCU
Messenger RNA from Lacerta agilis (Sand lizard), 7375 nucleotides. RefSeq names its product MAX gene-associated protein-like. Gene Ontology annotation, cellular component: MLL1 complex; nucleus. The transcript has 17 exons. Gene Ontology annotation, biological process: regulation of transcription by RNA polymerase II; cell fate specification; positive regulation of DNA-templated transcription. The record is from RefSeq and is a predicted model, not a curated record. NCBI's taxonomy places the organism in Eukaryota, Metazoa, Chordata, Lepidosauria, Squamata, Lacertidae. The coding region runs from base 108 to 6791 and encodes 2227 amino acids. Gene Ontology annotation, molecular function: RNA polymerase II cis-regulatory region sequence-specific DNA binding; protein dimerization activity; DNA-binding transcription factor activity, RNA polymerase II-specific.